GCAAUCGCAGCCUUUUUUUUGUAUAUCUCAUCGACAACUAUCGAAUUGAUACGCGCUUGGAAAGAUUCAAAUGUUUGCGAAUACAAUAAUUAAAACCUCCCAUUUCUAAGCUUUAUACGAACCGAAAUAAAUAAAUUCACGAUGGAUAUCACCAAGCUCUUCGACGUCAAGGGGAAAGUCGUUCUCGUCACCGGAGGGGCCAAAGGCAUCGGAAGGAUGAUUUCUGAAGGCUACGUCGCCAACGGUGCCAAGGUUUACAUCUCAUCCAGAGACGCGGCAUCGUGCGAAAAGGUCGCAGCAGAGCUCACAGCCAAGGGGCCUGGGUCCGCCGUGGCCCUGCCGGCGAACCUGCAGUCCCUCGAGGAGUGCACCAAGCUGGCCUCCGACCUGGCGGCGCGCGAGCCUCGCCUCCACGUCCUCGUCAACAACUCCGGAGCCACCUGGGGCGCAUCUCUAGAGGAGCACCCGGACCACGCAUGGACCAAGCUCCUCACGUUGAACCUGCAGCGCGUCUUCACGCUGACGCAGCAGCUCCUUCCGCUGCUGGAGAAGGCGGCCACCCCGGCGGACCCGGCGCGCGUGAUCAACAUCGGGUCCAUUGACGCCCUUCGCGUGCCCGUGCUGGCAAACUUUGCCUACGCCGCCAGCAAGGCCGGCCUGCACCACCUGAGCCGCACGCUGGCCGUUGAGCUGGGCAAGAGGCACAUCACCAGCAACACGCUCGCCUGCGGGCCGUUUCCUAGCAAGAUGAUGGCGGCGACGCUGGACGCGGCUGGAGAUGCCAUCAGGGAGGCUUCGCCCUUGGGCAGGAUCGGGCAGCCCGAGGACGUUGCCGGUGCAUGUCUUUGGCUGUCGAGCCAAGCUGGGGCAUUUGUGAACGGGGCUACAAUCCCGUUGGAUGGAGGCAUUUCUUUGGUGUCCAAGAUGUGAGGACAUCGCAGCUAUCUGAAGCUGGAGCUCGCAGUGGCGGUAGUCAUCUCAUAUUUGUAUAAUUUCAAAAAGAAACAAAAAAUAAUAGGUGACGAGGUCCAUCCAGCUGCAUGAGAAAGUGCUGCAAAGAUUUGCUGAUAUAGAAAGGGUCAUCACAUAAGAUCGGGGCCUUUGACUCAUCAGAAUUGCAUUACAGGGACUAAUAAUAAAGGAUCCAGGACUCCAUGUACUAACACUAGAUUUUUCGCACACCUUA
This is a messenger RNA of Pyricularia oryzae 70-15, 1186 nucleotides long. RefSeq names its product rhamnolipids biosynthesis 3-oxoacyl-[acyl-carrier-protein] reductase. The transcript is spliced from 4 exons. Bases 142 to 930 code for a protein of 262 amino acids. Gene Ontology annotation, molecular function: oxidoreductase activity. The record is from RefSeq and is a predicted model, not a curated record. NCBI's taxonomy places the organism in Eukaryota, Fungi, Ascomycota, Sordariomycetes, Magnaporthales, Pyriculariaceae.